This is a messenger RNA of Acaulospora colombiana, 606 nucleotides long. The record is from the annotation of a GenBank genome assembly. Lineage: Eukaryota; Fungi; Glomeromycota; Glomeromycetes; Diversisporales; Acaulosporaceae.
AUGGAAUCUGUUUUAUCUUUUUUAUGCGUGUGUCGGAAUAGAAGGAAAGAAGAGCCCGAAAUUCACGAAAAUCGCAUUGCGAAUCUUGGAUCUAUUGCAUCUCAUGGAAUUUAUAUCGAACCUUGGGAGCAAGAAACUUCACAUCAAGUAAAUAAUAACAGAUUUAAUGAACAACAUUUUGAGACCGUUAACAUGUUUCGAGACUGUGAAGAAGAAAAGUCUAGCAGAUUUUGGUGCAAUACCUGUGCAAGGAAAUAUUUUAGCAAGGGGUUUUCUGACUGGACUAGUGGGAGCGCGGAAAUUGAUACUAUAAUACGAGAAUCGCAACUCAAUUCACGAAACGUUAGUCAAGUGAUUGAGUGGAUUCCAUAUAAAAAGUUAAAAGGUCUUAAGCCCAUAGGAGAAGGCGGCUUUAGCGUAGUAUAUUCGACAAUUUGGUCGGAUGGACCUCUUGAUUAUUGGGAUGAAAAAGUUGAAGAAUUAUCAAGAAGAAAAAACUACAGAGUAGCAUUAAAAAGGUUAAAGAUUACUUCCGAUAGUCGACAAAUGUUGAACGAGGGACUUGGGGACCAAAGAUUACUUGAUUGUCCAAGAUUACGCGAUUAA